CCAAUCCACCCAGCCACCAACCUACACAGCCACCAACAAAUCCAGCCACUCAGCCACCCAGCAUUUUAACCAUCCACUUAGUACAAGGAUAGGCGCGCGCGCACGCGCACACACACACACAAACACACACACAUACACUCAAACUCACAGAGUUACUGUUAUUUGUUAGGUUGUUUUUGCAUAAUUUCUUCACUAUGUAGCUUUGGCUGGCCUAGAACUCAGUAUUUGGACCAGGUUGGCCUUGAACUUGUAGAGAUCCACCUACUUCUGUCCCCUGAGUGCUGGGACUUUAGCCUUCUUUAGGUGCCAUCAUGCCUGGAUCACAAAAUGAAACAAACGAAUGAAAAAGUCCUGAGGUUGGAAAAGGGUAAAUAUAUGAUCUGCAGCCAAAUACUCCCAUGUUGAGACUGAAUGUGACUCCAAAGCCAGAUCCACCAGGUGGUUUGAAGGGACCAAUUGAUAUUAAGGGUUAUGUAGUCAUCAAAUAAAUGUUUGAAAACUAAGGCAGCAGUCAAUGUUGUCCCUGAGGAGACGAUGGUCAGUCUGCCACCUAGAGGAGAACUCGGAUUGACCAGGACAGCACAACUCUAGAGCAGAGCUCUCAUCAGAGCCCAGCCUCCCUGAUGUGUCUCAACACUGUUCUCAAAUAUGAGAGAUUUCCACUCACACCUGGGAAAAGCGUCCACAGCAUGCCGUAGUCCUCACCCUCCAUCUGGGACCUAAAUAUUUUGAAGGCAUAAGAUGUAAGUGACCCCCUCACACCAAAUGGUUUGAAAAGGGAUAUUCUAUUCAAUUUUAUUCAUAUUGCAAGAAUACGUGUUGGAAUACACAAAAGAGUAUAUAUUUUAAUUUCUCAUUUAUAUGUAAACAAAGCUGAAAUCUUUUCUCAAAAAAUAUUUAUUUUCAGAAGGGGAUUUUGAAAAGGAAGGAAACAUUCCUGGCCAAUGUUUGGAAAGUAUAGCUCAAUUUGGGAAUUGCUAUGGGAAACCAAUCAAAUAGAGGAGCUCUGGCUAUGGAGGGAGAAGGUGCUGAUUAUCUUCCCUACGUUCCAAGAGGCUCCUGGGAAGGAACCUGGGCUUCUGGUCAGCUCAGGGAGAACUAGUGAGCAGGUGGCAAGGGCGGUGCCCCAUGACAUCAGCAGCGCCUUCCCUGGACAUUCUACAUUCUCCCAGAGAACUCUUGGCAUUCCCUGUGACGUCACCAGUGUCGUAGCGACACCAACUGCCCUUAGGAGAUCCCUUCAGUGUCUCUAGAGCACACCAUUAGACAUGUUGUCAAGAUUUAGGUCUCUUCUUGUGAGAGGCAGUGGAGAACUUCCUGAGACCAGAGCGAGGCAGCAGGAAGCUGCCCUUCAGACUAGAAGUAAAACAGGAAGAAAGAAAUGGUUCUGGCAGAAGAGCAAGGCUGCUGUGGAGGCCUCAUCCCAGCCAACGCCCCUCACCCAGAAACAGGUGAAGAAGGAACUGGAGAGGCUGAGCACGGAGCUGCAGCUGAUGAGAAGACAAAGGGAUGAGCUGCGAGAUCGCCUGCUCUUCAUCACGGAAGGAACCGUGGACAACAGGCCCUACCACAAGCCAAAUCCUUUCUAUGAGAAACUGAAGUUGGAGCAUGAACAGGUCAUGUCAGAACUGAAGAGACUGCAGAAUGAGAAGACAGGAGCAUCAGAGAAGUGCCAUGAGCUGACCAAGGAGACAGUCUUUUAUCGAGGUCUGCACAGCCGACUCGUGAUGGAACAGACUCAGAUGACCAAGAAGGUGGACAUGCAGAGGCAGGAGAACAGACACCUGCUGGAGGAUUGGGUCCUGCUGAAGCACCACCUGGAGGACUUGAGAGAGCUCUGCAAGGAUGGAGAGGAAGAGACCAGAGACCUCAAAACCCCAGAACAGCAGGAGCUGCAGAGACUGCAGAAAAUACUUGACUUCCUGAUGAAGCAGAAGGAGACGGUCAUGCAGGAAAAGGAGUUGGUGGAGAAGCUGCAGCAUCACUUGGAGAUGUCCCAGAUGAGGUUCAAAAGCAUUCAGCCUGUCCUGAAGCCGGCCACAUCCUAGGAUUAGAGCCACUUUAAGACACAGCUGCUUCAGCAGAGACACCUGCUGAGUCACAUCCCUGGAACUACUGAAUUCUCCCUCAGUCUUGGUGGAGAACAUGACAGACAGAGCCCAAUAGAGGAAAGGCUGUAGGCAUCUUGAUAAAACUGUCACACUGUAGACUCCCCUGGUACUCUGCAAGGCCAGCCCUAGGUUGCAGGACUGUGCCUGUCAAUCUGCAGGAAGAAAAUGCUGUUCAUAUUCUUUAUUGUUUUGGUUUUGGUUCAUGUUUUUGUUUUGGUUGUUUUUGCUUUGCUGUUUAAUGUUAUUCUUGUUAAUCUUUUUCCUAGGUUGCUUUUUAUUGACUACCCCUUUAAAGCCCGUUUUGAGACAAGUGUUUUUUCAUGAAUUAAA
Messenger RNA from Mesocricetus auratus (golden hamster), 2441 nucleotides. Its product is annotated as disks large homolog 5-like. Bases 1269 to 2048 code for a protein of 259 amino acids. The record is from RefSeq and is a predicted model, not a curated record. The transcript has 6 exons. Lineage: Eukaryota; Metazoa; Chordata; Mammalia; Rodentia; Cricetidae.